UCUCUCUCUCUCUCUCCCUCCAUGCCUCCGAAUAAAACCGACGCUUUCCGCGAAUGUGCGAGCUGCCUCCUCGCUAGCAGCCAUAAUUGGGAUUAUUCAGGAAUAAUUCGCCUGAUCCUGGCCGCGCUGGUUUUGCUCGCCUUUUUUGCGUCAUUUAAUGAUAUUCUAGAGGUGAUUUCGAAAGCAGCAUCUUUUAGGUUAAAACCUCGGUUUACCUCAGCUGGAUUUUUUUUUUUUUUUUGGCUUCGGCUUUUCUCAUAUAUUCCAUCUGUCAUGGAGGCUUUUAUUAUGGACCUUUAAGAUGUAGUCCACCUUCGCAAAGGCAGCAAAACAAAGACUGCAUACUGACAGUUCAGGGGCAGCAACAUCGCAUUUUGUUUUGUUUUUGAAAUUACAUUUUUGACUGAAAGAUGGGAAACAGAGGCGUAUCGAGGCUGUUGUCUGGGUGGACUAAUUGUCCUGCUGCCACUAGCCAUUGUGCAUUUCAAGACGUUUUAUUUCGGGGAUCCGCGAUCAUUUUUUCCUCCCUAACGACGGUGGGUGGGUUAUUCUAAGCAUUGGGAUUCAGACAUCAAUUGGAUACAUAUGAUCAGAGACAAACAGAUGCCAUCCCAUCGACGUGAUGCAACAUAAAAUCUGUUUUCUCGGAUGAUAUUCAAAUGAACACAUCCCUCCCUCUCUCUCUCUGUAAAAGGGUGGCGGUGGAUUUUUUUGAUUACUAUUCUUAUUUUUUUUUUAAAUAUAUCUCCCUUAUCCUGGAUUGUCUGUUCAGCUGUUGAUUAUUAUUAUUAUUCGACAGCCUCUCCGUCUCGUGUUUAUUCCAUGUUCCCCAAUUGGAUGGAUUUAUGCAUAACAGGUGUUUGAGGCCGAGAGCACAUCAGGAGCAUGAAGCUUUAUUAUGUGUCUUUCCCUCGAUUUAACGAGCAGUGAAACAAAGCGACUGGGAUCAUUAAAUUUGUGUGUUUUUUGCCGUGAAAUAAGAGAAGACCAGGAAAGGGGGAAUACAAUGAAAGAAUGAAAGGCGGUGAAGCCACGGACAAAGAAGAAAGAUGAUUCUGUCGUGUAGAAAAGAUCCGCUCGGCCUCUCCUUGUAGAGACCUGGAGAGACAACGACGGCGGCGGCAGGAGUUUAAUAGCAGUUUUCUUAAGGGCCCGGAUCAGGCAGGCUCUCUUGGAAGGGGAUAGAAUGUCUAACCAGAGCUUUGCCAUCGAUGGCCCUGGCAGUUUACUGGCCGUGCUGGCUUCCCAGAGUGGACUGGCCAAAGGCAGCAGCAGUAGCAGCAGCAGUGAUGGCAGCAGCAACAGUGGGGGAAUCACUGCCACAGAUGUGUCUGCCUACUUUAAGCUGGUCUUCUUGGGGUUGAUCAUUUGUGUCAGCCUCGUGGGCAACCUCUUGGUGUCCAUGCUGGUGCUGCGAGACAGGACACUCCACAAGGCCCCCUACUUCUUUCUCCUGGACCUGUGCCUGGCCGAUGCAGUCCGCUCCGCUGCUUGCUUCCCCUUUGUGCUGGUUUCUGUCCACAACAGCUCAGCCUGGACUUACAGCACCUUGAGUUGCAAAGUUGUGGCUUUCAUGGCUGUUCUGUUUUGCUUUCACGCUGCCUUCAUGCUGUUUUGUGUGGCCGUCACUCGGUACCUCGCCAUCGCCCACCAUCGCUUCUACGCCAAACGCAUGACCAUCUGGACCUGUGCUGCCAUCAUUUGCAUGGUGUGGACCCUGGCUGUCGCCAUGGCAUUCCCUCCCGUCUUUGAUGUAGGAACUUACAAGUUCAUCCGUGAUGAAGAUCAGUGCAUUUUUGAACACCGCUACCUGAAGACCAACGACACCCUGGGUUUUAUGCUGAUGCUGGCCGUGGUGGUCCUGGCCACUCACGGCUUCUACGCCAAACUCCUGCUCUUUGAGUACAGGCAUCGCAAGAUGAAACCGGUGCAACUGGUGCCAGCUAUCAGCCAGAACUGGACCUUUCACGGUCCGGGGGCAACCGGCCAAGCUGCAGCCAACUGGAUUGCCGGGUUCGGUCGCGGACCCAUGCCUCCGACUCUGUUGGGCAUCAGGCAGAAUUUACACAAUCAGCACCGGCGGCUGCUCGGUAUGGAGGAGGUGCGGUCAGAGAGGAGGCUGGGCAGGAUGUUCUACACCAUCACCCUGCUUUUCUUAGUCCUCUGGGCACCAUACAUCGUGGCCUGCUUCUGGAGAGUGUUUGUCAAGUCCUGCUCCAUCCCUCACAGGUACCUCUCGAUCACAGUGUGGAUGAGCUUCGCCCAGGCCGGCGUUAACCCCAUCUUCUGUCUCCUGCUCAAUGAGGACCUAAGAAAAGUGUUGCGAGCCCACCUGCCCACUUACUGGAGGACUAAACAACAUCUGCCCCAGGAUGAGGCCUACUGCAUCAUGUGAGAAGAAAUUAGGGUUCAUUCAAAGAAUGUUUCAGGUAUUAAAGUGAAAUUUAGAGGGCAGAAGGGUUUUAGUGCACUUGCUCUAAGCGUCAAUGUCUGAUUUGUUGUUUUGCACAACAAAAUCAAAAUUUAGCGACCAAGUUCAGGCAGGGUGCCAAUGUUUGAAGAAUGUCUAUCUUUGAAUAAGCCUGUGAGGUGAAAAGGUCUGGACAGGGGCAAUAGAAAACCCUGGUAACACUAUGGCGAUGUGUACUUCUGACGUUGUACUGUAUGAAUGAUAGAUUGGAAAGAUCACAACAAUCACCACUCCAAUUAGGUGUGACAGAUGCCAUUUUCAAAAUAACGUUGCCUUAUUUCAGACGGACACGGCCCAGAGCUUUCUACCGAGAACUAGUCUGUGUCACAUAAAACCCUAAACUGAUAAAAACCCCUUGAAGAAAUGUGCCGUGGACUGUGAAUAGAAGUGUUGAUCAGAGCGUUACUAACUCUGAAACACAUCAAAGAACUCAAAGGGGUCUGAAUGGAGCGAUAGACCCCUCUGGACGCCUUUUCAUGUAAUUCAAAGGAGACUGCAGAAUAUUAAGCAGACCCAAUACCGUUGGUAACAUUUAAAUAGCUGUUGUGAAAACAGAAGCCCCCGAAACAUGCUUGAUUUUUUUGGACUUAGGGCGUGUCAGGUUUGUUUGUAUGAUACGACGAAAAAAAAUUGCCUGUUUUGCUUUAUUUGUAAACAAUACAUGUUAAAGCAGAAGACACUAUUUUGAAAUAUGACUUCAUUUCUUAUUGUAUAGACUGUACAGGAAUGCACAUUCCUGCUUGUGUGUUUUUCUAUAGCAUUCGCGCGUGCAUGCGCGUGCGUGUGUGUGUGCGUGUGUGUGUGUGUGUGUGUGCAUAAGAGCAAAAAGGUAGAGAGGCUGGAAGAGAGAAAGAGGCAGAACGAGACUGACAGGAGUAAUGAUGAUAGAAUAGGUUUCAGUAAUACUGAGUCAAAAUGAAAGCAGCUACACUUUCUUGUCUCAAAAUCCUGCAAAAUUCAGCCACCAUCAUAUGGAAAUUUAUCCUUUAAAUGGAUUUCUGCAACUGAAAAUGUGAUAUGAUUUUUUUAUGCUAAUGUUCAAAAAAUGUUAAAUACUGGGGGUUAAGAUUAAAAAAGGGGGGAGGGGCAUAUUAAUUUUAACACUUGUAUAUUACAAACAGGGCAAAGGAUUUAAUGACUUAAAUGAUGUACGUAUAUUACAUCGGUUUAAAAAAAAUAGCAAAUGUAUAUUUAUUUGCAAACGAUGGUCUUGGGAAUGUUUUAAAGUACUGUACUGUUACUGUAUGCUUUCACCAGAAUACAACGCAAAAGAAGACACGCCAUGAAGGAAACUUGAAUGUUACCCGCCCCUCUUAUAUUCCCGCUCAAUAUAAAUGUCACCAUUUGAGUGUCUGGAUCACAGUAUGUUUGAAAAAGCAAAGGAAAAGCAGGCUAGUGUGUGGAUCCUGGCUUAGUCUGCAUUGAAUUGUUUCUCCAAAUUAAGAUUCAUGUAAUGCAAAUGUCUGACCUUCAGUGCGUUAGGCAUAGAGAUAUCAAUGUGCAGUCAAUCUUCUAAAUGUGGACACUUGCACAGCCUACUGUUCUAGCAUGCAUUCCACUGCGUUACAUAUUUUCCAGACUGAGUAUUACAACUUGUACAGAUGUUGAUAUGGAAAAGGCAAAGUGAGGUCCUUAAUUUUUACGUCUGGCACUCUUUUGCGAGAUGAUAUUCUGUAACUGUAAAGUUUAAAUGAGGUGGUUCUUUGGCCCACUCAUCAAUAAAGACUCUACUUUUGAUGCA
Girardinichthys multiradiatus is the source of this 4211-nucleotide messenger RNA. It is a transcript of the gene gpr173, whose product is annotated as G protein-coupled receptor 173. The transcript has 2 exons. Gene Ontology annotation, cellular component: plasma membrane. Gene Ontology annotation, biological process: G protein-coupled receptor signaling pathway. The record is from RefSeq and is a predicted model, not a curated record. NCBI's taxonomy places the organism in Eukaryota, Metazoa, Chordata, Actinopteri, Cyprinodontiformes, Goodeidae. Gene Ontology annotation, molecular function: G protein-coupled receptor activity. The coding region runs from base 1187 to 2395 and encodes 402 amino acids.